GCUCAUCAAGACUAGCUUAGCAGGUUUAAGAAUUGCAAUUCUUCAUCCUGAGCGAGAAGCUCAACUUCAAUCAUAGAGAAGGAAAAUGGUGGUCUGUUGUGCUGUUUCCCCGAGUCGAAAGGGCCGUAUGGAUGACCGCGAAGGCGAGCAAGCUGCUGCGCCAGCCGCAAAAGUGGAAACGGGUGCAGCCUCUGGAGAGUGGAUUGCCAAAAUGGAAGACACGAAAUACAACCAAGCCCACCUCGUGGCGGAAGGAGUUGAUGCAGCCAAAUUGGCAACACAGCUCGCUUCCCUUGACCAAGGUGCUGAUUUUUUCAUCAAUUAGCACGUGCUCUUGACUAGUUAGUAGAAGUACCAGAUGAACCAGACCCCGUAUCUAUCGUGUAAGAAUGUCCGUCACUUGUUGUUGUACCUUCGACGACCAGGUAUACCCGGCGGCUUGCUCGGGUAUAUUGAACGGUCUAAGAAGUUGCUGCACGACGUGAAAAACGAUGUGAAUCCAUUGGAGGACUACACAGUUUCCUUUGCGGAAGGCGUAGAUCUGUGUGGUGCAGCAGGUCCCGGUAGUGUUGGCUUUGAAGAGUAUGAAAAAAUCGGGAUGGAGAAACUAGGUAAAUUGGGUUUUGUCCUAGUUGCAGGUGGCCUCGGCGAACGACUUGGUUAUCCGGGUAUCAAGGUGGAAAUUCCAACAGAAAUGACGACUAAACUGUGCUUUCUGGAGCUCUACGUUAAAUACGUCCUGGCGGCGCAAGAAUACGCUAACAAGGGCAAGGCGGUACGUGCUCAUCCUUUGAAUUCUUGUUUUGUAAAGCUGUUGCACUUGCAGUUAGUUGUCGUCAUAGUGCGAAGAUCAGAUGAACAAUCCGUCAAAUUUACAGAAAUUGUCAUCUGUAUAGCUUGUUUGAUCUGGCAUGGAAGAUAGCAACGUCUUUGAGGACCAACAUGUACAGUAACAAUCAACGGGAGACCCAAGAUUUCUUUCGUUCUCGAUCAAAACACAAACACUUAAAAAAGGAUGGCGAAAAGGUGACGCUUCCAUUGUGCAUUAUGACAUCGGGAGACACGCACGCGAAAACGAUGGCAUUGCUGGAAAAGAACAAGAAUUUUGGCCUUGACGAAAAGCAGCUUUUCAUCAUGCAGCAGGACAAAGUUCCAGCCUUCAGCGGAGAAAAUUGCGAAUUUGUCCUCAACGAAGCAAAAGACGGCAUCGAAACCAAACCACACGGACACGGUACAAGAAUAACUACGAUCUCGCACUGGCAAAGCGAUAGUAACAAAAAACAUGCGAGCCCCUAGCUCUACCUCUAGUACUAGGUACAACGUCUCACCACGUCCUUCUACUUAUGCUACUUUCUGUGCUCCGUACCUUGAACCACAACCAGCGUUCUGAUUUAAUCUUCAGGUGAUGUGCACACGCUGAUGCAUAUGAAGGGCAUUGCGAAGAAAUGGCUCACUGAGAUGAAGCUCGAAUAUCUCAUGUUCUUUCAAGACACAAACCCGCUUGCUUUUCGUGCCAUGGCUUCCUGCUUGGGAGUGUCCGUAUCCUUGCUUUUUACGAUCUUCCUUCCUUGAUAAGGACACGUGGUCCGCCGGCUUUACAACAAGCUGGCUCUACUUAUACUACAUAGGAUGUCUCUCAUACCGAUUUCGAUUCAGAAUCAUGAUUAUGAAGUCGCUUGGUGAGUACAGUUGCAUGAAAUGCCCUGCUCUCCAUCGUGAUACAGGUGAAGCAUGAUUUUGCUAUGAAUUCCCUCGCCGUGCCGAGAAAAGCCGGAGAGGCUGCUGGCGCAAUCGUGCAACUAGUCAGGAAAGCGGACGCGCCGGCUGGCGACCUACCUGAGAAACUUGUCAUCAAUGUCGAAUACAAUCUUCUUGGUAUUCUUACUAGUACCAGCUAAACAAGAACACAAACACUUCGAGGGUGAUUCAUCACGAAAAGUGCGUUUCUCUUUCUUGUCUCUUCGAGAAAAAUAGUCGAUGGCUUUUAUUUAUAGUACUGUGAUGGAAGUUGGAGUACAUUUUCCGCUUUCGGUUGAUAAUUAUACAUUUAUUAUAUUGAAACAUCACGGGUCCUCCAGCUAAGUAAUCCGAAUCCCUCAUACCAACUUCCUCUUCGUUUUAAUUUAAGUUUUUAGUGCAUGGGUUAGUCUACAGUGGUUAAAGUUGUAGACUCUACAUUACGACCUACAAUCUAGGCCUCAUAGUUCCGUGAUUGAUAGAAGUACUUACGCGACUUUUAUCUACAUCAAGGUGGCCUGCUUGCAUCGCAGGGCGGCGACUGCGCUGUGAACGAUGCGAAUGAUAGCGCUUAUCCAGGCAACACAAAUAUUUUGAUGUUCAACUUGGAGAAGUAUGUUGCGUCGCUGGAUCGGUCGCAGGGUGUGAUGCCAGAAUUCGUGAACCCGAAGUUCCAGGACGCAGAAAAGACGAAAUUCAAGCCAACACGCCUGGAGUGUCUGAUGCAAGAUUUUCCCAGGCUUUUCGAAGACGGCGUCAAAGUUGGCUUUACCAAGUUCGACCGAUGGCUGUGCUUCACAUGCGUGAAAAACAACCUCGAGGACGCGAAGAAGAAAUCCGCAGCACUGCAACCCGCAGACUGCUGCUUCAGCUGCGAAAGCGACAUGUACUACUGUGCAAACCGCUUACUGCUUCUCUCAGGGAAGGAUCCCGCGGAGGGUGAAGCGAACAGCGUUGUUAUGAAAUGGUCUUAGUUAUAAACUUACACUUUUUUCAGAAAAUGAAAACCCUAACUGAAGACCUUUGUUUUUGAAGUUGUUGCACUAGUAGAAAUGAACUGAACUCAACGACCUACUAACUAAGAAUAUCAAGAUUACAACCAAGGUGUCAAGGAGUUAGUUCCAUUACAUCCCCUACCUCUACCUCUUGUUCUAAUCUGUAGAGUGUCGAGGCAGAACUAGCUGCGAUCUCAGAGCAGACUGAAUUUUUAGGCAUUUCGAAGCAGCUGGCACCACAGGUCGUGCUGCUACCGAGUUUCGCAUUAAGUCUGGCGCAGCUCCGGGGGAAGGUCACGGGCAAGGGCGUCAAAGUCGCUAAAGGCUCAACAAUGGUACUCGAGGGCAGUGGUUUGGUGCUGAACGGGUUCUCACUGGACGGCGCCGUUUCACUAGCUGGCGAGUCGUCACUCGCUGCCGACCUCGAGGUGAAGAACGCAGGAGCAAAGCUUCAGGCGUUGGAAAAAGAAGCAGACACGGACUUCCUCAAAAUUCGCGGUUACGACAUGGCAGUCUCGGAAAUGUGGGAUCUUCCUACAUUGCUCGAAAAAACUGCCUAAAUUCCUUUAGCAAGAGCUUUAGGCGCGCAUAGAACUCGCUAUCAGCCUUAAAUAGAAGUUGAUCUCAAGGACGUCGUUGCACGAGAUGCUCUACUUGCAACUACUCUGGUAGUUCUAGUAUACUCCCAGUCCUACAACGCAUAUAAACCAGUGUUUUCAGUCUUCAUGACAUCACAAUCUUCGUAGUUAGUUUUCUUCAUGAUCAUACAUGGCAUGUGACUCUCGCUGACGAUCCAUUAUUUGCUGUUAUUUUUGUCCACUUAAAUUUUCAUUUCAUUAUCGAACAUACCAAGGACUUAGAAUCAGCAGCACAUACAGGAUAGACAAUAUGAAUUCGGGAGAUUAAUCUUCCAUUUUCAGCGGUGUUUUCUGCUUUCCGCAGACCCGCUCAUGAAGCCAAUGGGCCUCAAAUAUCCUAAUUCAGAUUGGCCUUGUCCGACCUCUGCGGGGAGGAGAGGUGGUACGCCUACGACUGCAGCUGCAAGAACUGAUAAAAAAAAACGCAAUCACACCCUCUCUUGCAACACGUCAUACAUAUUUACGCUAAAUCUGGAUGGCAGUUCUAUAUUCUGCAUCAUUUUGCUUUUCUAUGUUUUCGCUUGCCCUUGCGUGUCACUGCCUAAAAUGCUCGCUUAACACGUAGUACAUGAUGAACACCACGUUUCUUACUCUUAUUCGUUCUGGAAUUUUUAUAAUUAGAACCACUUCGCAUUGAUUCGCAGUGAAACUUUCGCCAUGGUGAAAGGCACCGUCUUGUUGAACAAGAUGAGUACGUAAUCAAUUUCUUCUCGUUCUACGAGACUCUAUAAUCACUAUCUUCUACUAGCUACAGGUAGGGGAUUUUUACCUCUCAUGCAGCAGCAAACCAAGUAAUUCCCAGCAGGUAUAACGUGUAGAGCAGAAUGGAAACGCGAUCUGUCCGUCAUCGAGGAUAGACUAAACGUUGCGCGCCUCUGGUUCGUUGUUGAGACAGACUUUCCCAGGAAAUACCAGACCCACGAAGAACAAGAAAAGUUUUGCAGCUUUUAUGAGACUCUAG
This is a messenger RNA of Amoebophrya sp. A25, 4331 nucleotides long. Lineage: Eukaryota; Dinophyceae; Syndiniales; Amoebophryaceae. The record is from the annotation of a GenBank genome assembly.